AGGACCGCGCGUAGGGGGCGCUUCGGGCGCCGCGGGCAAGUCGGCGGCUCUGCACCAGCUCCCGCCUUCGGGGGAUCCAUCAGGAAAUUAAGUCCAGCCCCCCGCAGGCUCUCUGCCCUCUCUCUCGGCCACCUCUCACCACCCUCACCUCUGGCCACCCGGGAGUUUGCAGCGGGAGCGUCUCCCUCAUUCGCAGUCGCCGCGCGUCCGGAGCGCACGGUGGACACGGCCCGGCGUUUCGGGAGCUCGCGGACGCCCGUCUGUCCGUCUCGUCGCGCGUCCCCGGCAUUUCGGGGGAACCCCGAGCGCCAAGCCGAGCCAUGGGAGCCGGGAGCUCCACGGAGCAGCGCAGCCCGGAGGCACCGGAGGCUGCGGGCAGCGCCGAGCCGGCCGAGCCCCAGGCGAUCAGCGGCGACCCGGCGGCCGAGGCGACCCCGGGACAGCCGGCCCUGGACCCCGCCGAGCCGGCCACCAAGCUGCUACAGAAGAAUGGCCAGCUGUCCACGGUCAAUGGCGUCGCUGAGCAGGAGGGGCCCAGCUUGCAGGAGGGAGUGGUGAAUGGCCAGGAGGAAGCAGUUGUCGUCACCGACGUUGGACAGAGAGAGGCGGAGGAUGUGAGCGAGACAGGCUCGGAGAGAGAGAUGGCGAUGAAACCCCCGGUGGCCGACGACCUCGGGAAGGACGGGCCGGAGGAGCUCCCCGAGAUCAUCGACCCGCUCCCCUCUUCCGAGAGCAACCUGGAGGAGCUGGCCCAGGCCCCCGAGGCCCAGAACACCGACGUGGGCUUCAAGAAGGUGUUCAAGUUUGUGGGCCUGAAAUUCACCGUGAAGAAGGAGAAGAGCGAGAAGUCGGACACCGUGCAUCUCCUCACUGUCAAGCCAGAGGAAGGCGAAGGGGCCGGGGACCACCAGGAGGCCGGCAGGGAGGCGGAGGAAGCAUCAUCCCCCAAGGAGAGCGAACUGAAACAAUCCACAGAAUUCCCCCAAGAGGCCCAGAGAGAAGACGGGCAGAACACCCCGCAGCCGGCGCCCCACUCCGACUCCGCCCCUGCGGCAGCAGCGGUGACAGCCGAUGCCGGCCCAGAAAAGCAAGAUCCAGAGUCCAGCCAGUCCCCCGAGCCGCCCACCAGCCCGCCGCCCAGCGACUCCGCCUCGCCCUUCAAGAAGUUCUUCACGCAGGGCUGGGCUGGCUGGAGGAAGAAGACCAGUUUCCGGAAGACCAAGGAGGAGCAGCUAGAAACUUCAGAGAAGAGAAAGGAGCCGGAGAAGGAGAAGGGAGAGGCGGAGGAGAAGGAGAAGGAGAAGGAGAAGGCGCAGGCGCAGGGAGAUCUCCCGGCCGAGCCCCCUUGCCCCCCGCAGGGGACCCCCGAAGCGCGAUUGUCUGCCGAGUAUGAGAAGGUGGAGCUGCCCCUGGAAAGCGAGGCCCCGGGCUCCCCGGGAGAGAGGGCGGCCCCGCUGGCCACCGAAGUGUUCGACGAGAAGGUGGAGAUCGUGGCCCAGGUCCACGUGAGCACGUCGCAGGCGGAGCUGGUGGACGCCCAGCCCGAGCCCCCGGCGCCGGACAGACCUGUGGAAAGCCAGGAGGAGCCCCAGGAGGUCCCCAAGGGGCCGGGGACACCCCCAGAGCCCCGGGCCACGGAGGCAGACACCCUCCCCAAGCCCACAGAGCUCAGCCCCGACGAUGGCAAGACCCCGGCUGUGGCCGCGCCCCCCGAAAGCGUCGUGAGCGAGGUGGAUGCGCUGGUCUCGCAGGAGGCCAGCAAGGCGCAGGGCAGCCCCCUGAAGAAGCUCUUCACUAGCUCGGGCUUAAAGAAGCUGUCGGGGAAGAAGCAGAAGGGCAAGAGGGGCGGCGCGGAGGAGGAGGCCGGGGAGCCGCUGGCGGCCGCCGCGCCCGAGUCCCCCGAGGAGCCCAAGGGCGAGAGCUCAGCGUCGUCCCCCGAGGACCCCGAAGGCCCCGCGGGGGACCUGGCGGUGGCCACGGGAGAGGCCGAGGAAGGAGCCACCUCAGACGGCGAGAAGAGGCGCGAGGGCGUGACGCCCUGGGCGUCCUUCAAGAAGAUGGUGACGCCCAAGAAGCGCGUCCGGAGGCCCUCGGAGAGUGACCGGGAGGAGGACGGGCCGGCGGCAGCGGAGAAGGUCAAGAGCGCCACGCUGUCGUCCACGGAGAGCGCCGCGUCUGAGCCGCCGCCCCCCGAGGAGGAGCCCCGGCGCAAGGUGGACACGUCGGUGUCCUGGGAGGCCCUCAUCUGCGUGGGCUCGUCCAAGAAGAGAGCCCGGAAGGCCUCCUCUUCCGACGACGAGGGCGCGCCCAAAGCCCCCGCCGGAGAGGGCGCGCGGCCCGAGGAAGCGGCCCGAGAGGACCCGGAGCCCGGGGACGCGCCGGCCCCCGCCGCUGGUCCAGUCCCCGAGCGGGCAGCCGCCGCGGCCACCACCGCCGCCACCAGCAGCAGCAGCACCGGCCCUGGCAGCGCGUCCCCGGAGCAGGCCAGCAGCCCGACCGAGGGCGACGGCGUGUCCACCUGGGAGUCCUUCAAACGGUUGGUGACCACGCGGAAGAAGUCCAGGACGAAACUGGAGGAGAAGAGCGAAGACGCGGCGGCCGCGGGGCCGGAGCGCACGGGCUCGGAGCCGGAGGCGGCCAGGGAGGAGUCGUGGGUGUCCAUCAGGAAGCUCAUCCCGGGCCGCAGGAAGAAGAGGCCGGACGGGAAGGCCGAGGCGGCCGCUGGCCCCACCGACGCCGCGGACGAUGACCCCGACGUGCCCGCCGUGGUCCCCCUCUCCGAGUACGACGCGGUGGAGAGGGAGAAGCUGGAGGCGCAGCGGCAGGAGGCAGCCCCCGGGACCCCCGCGGCCGUGCACGUGCCCCAGGAGCUCAGCGAGACGCUGGUGCACACGGUGGUCGUGGACGUGGUGGACGGGGCGCGGGCCGUGGAGGAGCGGUCCCCGUCCUGGAUCUCCGCCGCGGUGUCCGGCCCGCGGGACCCCACGGAGGGGGACGACGCGCGGGUCCAGGUCCGAGAGCUGCUGGCCGGCGAGAUGCCCGCCGAGGACGUCUCACUGCCCGGCAGCGGCGGCCAGGACAGCAGCGAGGCCGCUGUGACCAGCGAGGCCGCGGUGACCAGCGAGGCGGAGGGCGUCUCCGAGGCCGUGACGGCGCCCGAGAGUGCGGGGGCCUUCGGCGCCGAGGAGGCCACGGAAGUGUCCGGCGCCGAAGAGACCGCCGAGAUGGUCUCCGCCGUGUCCCAGCUCGGCGACUCCCGCGACACCACCGAGGAGGCCACCCCGGUCCAGGAGCCCGAGGGCGGCCUCCCCGACCCGGACGAGCUGGAGCGGCGCACGCACGAGGUCCUGCAGGCGGUGGUGGCCGCGGUGGGCCAGGCCGGGCGCGAGGAGGAGGCGUCGGCGACGGCGGUGCAGGACCCGACGGAACCCGAGGCCGAGGCGCCCGAGCAGGCGCAGGAGAGCGGGGCGCCCCCGGAGUCCCCGGGGAUGUCCCCCCACGCCGACGACAACGGCCCAGAUGGGGCCAGAGCCGAGAAGCCGCUGGAGCAGGCUCCCGACUCCGCCGACACCCUCACGGACAGCGAGACCAACAGCAGCACGCCCGUGGCGGAGGUGGACGGUCUGGGGGCACUCGACAAGCCUGCGACCCCCCGGGAGCCGCCUCCGGCCCCUCCCUGCACUCAGCUCCAGGAAGGAGUUCCGGAACAUUCCACGGCCGUGGAGAGUGAGGGCUCCGUGGAGGCCGCCGCCCCUGGCCAGCAUGUGGAGGCGGCCGCCGGGGGCCUUCCCCGGGAGGCCGGACCCCUCAGGGAGGAGGAGGAGGAAAAGAAGGAGGAUGAGGACGAGCAUGAGGACGAGCCCCCCAGGCCCGGGGAGCCAGGGCCGGAGCCCGCCGAGACAGGAGCAGCCGUGGAGGGAGGCAGGGAGGAAACGGAGGCCCAGCAGCCCGCGCCGAGCCCGCCUCCUCCCCUGGACCAGGAACUCCAGCAUCAGGAGGCGGUGGCGGCGGCAAGCCCGGUGCCCAGCCCGGAGGCGGCGUUGGUGCUGGUGGCCGCCGCCGUGGAGGAGCAGGUCUUACAAGGAGCCAUGAAGAUUCUAGAAUCCGAGGAAGAAGAGGCCAGCCCGGAGGUGCAGGCAGAGUCCGUGUCUGUGCGCGAGUCUCCAGCCGACCCGACUGUGGUCAGCAGCGGCGCCGCGGACGGAGACCCAGGCGCGGCGCAGGCCCAACAGGUACCGGCAGGCCCGCAGGGGGCUCCGGCCCCACAGCUGGUGGAGAGCGUCCAGCCAGACGCAGCCCCCAGCGCCCAGGCCCAGCCCGCCCCCGCCGACGGGCAGGCGGCCGUCGAGAAAGAAGAAGUGACCCCACCAGCUUCUGGCCCUGAAGAGGCGCCUCGGGCCAGCGCACCCCCCAGAGAAGGGGCCCCCGGGGAGCAGGCGCACCCGGGUAUCUCCCCAGACGGCAGCGAGGCUGCGGAGGGAGGCCUGGCCUCCCCGACUCCCGGAGGCCCGCCCCUCCCGGCCCCGGGGAAGAAGGCCGCGGCCGGAACCACGGCGGGGAUGGAAGGCGAAGGGCCGCAGCAGAGCGGGGGCCCCGAGACCCCGGGAGCGCCCCCCGGAGCGUCCCCCGAUACCAGUGAACUGACGCUGCAAGAGAAGGAGGAGGGAAAGGUGGAGGGGCGCCCGGAAGGCAUCGCGCCGAGAGAAUCCGGGGACGGGCAGCAGACGCACACGCAGGAGACCCCCCAGAAGCAGGGGCAGGACCCCACCAGAGCGGAGCUUGCGGAUUCCUAGAGCGCCAGGUCACCGUCCGCCGCAGGACCAGAAUGUGAACGAGAGGAGCAGCAGGACCCCCUGCAGACCUGAGACCCCCCCACCACCCCCAUUGCCCCCUCCCAGAACUCGGGGCUCCGAGAAGGGGUGACGGCCGUCGUGUGUCGCCGAAGCCCCGACAAUCCUGAGGCUUCUUCAGGAGCUCUAUAGCCUUGUACCGCGGCCCCCUGGCAAGACCAACCGUGUUCUCCUCCCCGUGCAUACAGCGUUUCUGAUUUCAGGCUCUGAGUCCAUCCCUGGGAACUGGAGUUGGCAAUAACCUAGCUCAGCUUCUCAAACUGGAUGAUCGUCUCUUUGUAUUUAUAUGUAUGUUUUCAGUCCUCCUCCUCCGCCUGUAUCUAUUGUAUAUUUUAUUUUUCUUACUAGGGAAGUGCAUUUCUGGGGUGGAUAUCUCUCCCCCCUCCCCCCCAGUGUAGGACGGGGCACGGAACCAUGGUGAAGCGCAGGGAAGAUUCCAUCACUGUGCCCAGCAGAAUCAGCACCCAGGAAAUGACCGUGCACAUCAGAAGAGCACUGUCUUCCGUUCACGUUCCCUGACGAGUAGAUCUGAGUUUACUUCGCGUUACUCUGAAGUCCAUCACAUUCCUCUCAUGCAAUGUGCGCAGAAUAAAAAGCUUUCUUUCUUUUUUUUUUUUUUUUUGGAAACCCUACAGAAUGUUCUGAUAGUUACUGUGAAAUGUUUUCUUUCCAGCGCAGUGGAUGGUGGUUUUUUUAGUAGCCAUUAACUUCAGUCUUUCCUCCUGGUUGUCGAGGCUGUUUGGACAGGUGGAGGUGUUCCCUGCAAGUAUUGUUUCGUGUUAUGAAAGAGAAGGACGGCUCCGGUUUUUAAUUCUCUUCCAUGCGGGGCCACAGGCAUUCACGCUUCCCAGGAAAGGAGUCAGGUUCUUGUCAGAGGGUGUUUGGUAGACGCUGCAUCUUGACUUUGCCACAUUUAUUAUGCUCACUCUUUUUUAGAACAAUAUUGCAUUAUGUCGGGUUGGAUACUUUGUGAUUUGACCACUGAUUUAAAUAAAAUCUUUGCUUCACUUAGAUUUGCUGGUUUUAUUAGCGAUUAGGAAGCCUCUUGGGCCAUGUUGACUGUGUUCCAAAAGCAGGUCACGUAGAACUUUCUGAUGCAGUGACCACUUUAUAGGGGUUGGUGCCGGGGAAAGAGGGGGCGUUGGCUCCGCCGAGGGCGCUCCCGAAAUAAACCAGCUUCUGUUGGGUGAGCGAGACUGGUGCGGUGCUGCCCCCUGGUGGCGCAUUUCUGAAAAGGUCCGUUUUCUGCGUUGCUUUUGGUUUUUAAGCCGUUUUGCCUUUGGAAAGAAAUUUUUUUAAGAAGGCUUAGUUGUAAAAUGCCUUGCUUGACAGAUGCUUUUGGGAAAGUUUUCUAUGUCAAGAUGAUUUCAGGUUUAUGCUGAUAUACAAAGGAGUUUGUCAGAAUAGGCGCCUCUACCUAUCUGUAGUGAAAGACUCUCUUUUUUUGGACUCAAAAAAAAAAAACUUGCCUGCCAUCUCUGCUUCUGCAGUUUUUACUUAAAUUAGAUCCUCCUGUUCAGGGAUUUAAACUGGGACGGCCAGGCGAUUGUGAAGCCCCAGUUGGACCCCCAGAUCCCACUGUAAUAGUCACGCCAACCGGUCAUUUUAACACCAGACCUUCCCAGGUAACUACUCUUAGCCAAAAGACAAUUUUCUGUUCAAACUGGAAAGUUGCUUCUCUCAGGCCAAUUAGCCUGAUGCCACCCUCCUCUCCCCCCGCCAAAAAAAAAAAAAGGCCAUCGUAGGAAAAGACCUCAUUUUAACAGGUUCCUCAGUUCACCUUACCUGGCCUGGCUUACGUUGAUUUCUUCCUGUGUUCCCCUCGCCCCAUCUUACCAAUUUGCCCUCUCUGUCUUGUGCCAUGGCCCCCAAUUUUUUGCCUAUGAUCCCUUGGGAUAUCUGGGGUCCAUAUGACCCCCUCCGUUGGAAUUAGAAUCUAGCCUUUUAAGUUAUUUCCAAGCCAACAUAAUAACCAAUUCUGCUUAAUUAUUAAACUUUUAAAAAUCCCCCAACUUGAAAAAAAAAAGAGAGAGAAAAAGCGGCCUCACUGAAAUCCCUUUCUUUGGCCAUCGGGAGAAUGAAAAGCCAACGUGCUGUUGGAUAUUUGAAGGAUGAGAACACAGUGGCCGUGACUGGGACCGGUUCUGACCGUCGCAAAUACCAGCCCGUUUCCUCUCGGGCCCGUUUUUGAACAGCUGGAAGAUCUGGCCCGGGUGUGGCAGACCCAUUUCCUGCUUUCACGUUAUUCUGCAUUUGCAUGUGCAGUCCACCUGUCCUCGUGUGGCCGGCCUUUCGGUCUGGCUGCUGGGUGACCCCUCUGGAUGAAUCAGACCCCUUCGGUCCCCGUGUUCCCUGCAGCCACAGGUUAGUAGCAAGAGAAUGCUAUCCACAGUAGCGGGAAAUCCAGUUCCGUAUUGUUAAUUCUAAACAGCUGCUGUUAAUUUAUGACGUAGUAAGUUGUCCACUGUAAACUGCUGAAGUUGGAGCAAGUGCCUACAUUUUUGCUAUUUUUUGGCCUUCCUACAGAGCCACGUGACAAUAGAAAAUAAUGCAAGACUUGUAAACUCACCACUUCUGGUAAUCCGGGGAAGAGAAACUGUUCCCCCUCAGGUUGUUUUGCUAACCGCCCACGAGUUGCCUGUCUCUGUACACCUGAUAAUUUCCAUCCCGAUAUUUUCCUUGGAUGUAUGGAGCGACCGCCAAGGGCUGGACAUUUGGGCUUUCCCUGUAAGCUUCAAGUACCGUUGUUUCUUUUUAUCUGGGACAGUAUUUGAUUCCUAGUUCUGUUUGGGGGCGGGGAGGGGCAAAUUUUCACUUACCUAAAUAAAAUGCAAUCUAAUUUCACUUUAA
Sorex araneus (European shrew) is the source of this 7700-nucleotide messenger RNA. It is a transcript of the gene AKAP12, whose product is annotated as A-kinase anchoring protein 12. Lineage: Eukaryota; Metazoa; Chordata; Mammalia; Eulipotyphla; Soricidae. Gene Ontology annotation, cellular component: cytoplasm. Gene Ontology annotation, biological process: signal transduction; regulation of protein kinase C signaling. The transcript has 5 exons. Gene Ontology annotation, molecular function: calmodulin binding; protein kinase A binding. The record is from RefSeq and is a predicted model, not a curated record. The coding region runs from base 321 to 4793 and encodes 1490 amino acids.